Eutrema salsugineum is the source of this 2388-nucleotide messenger RNA. RefSeq lists its product as uncharacterized. The transcript has 3 exons. Lineage: Eukaryota; Viridiplantae; Streptophyta; Magnoliopsida; Brassicales; Brassicaceae. Bases 1 to 2388 code for a protein of 795 amino acids. The record is from RefSeq and is a predicted model, not a curated record.
AUGGAGAACGGAUUGGCAUUGGUUCGUGAUGAUGCUGGAGUCUGGAGAGACCAAGAUGGUCAUGUGUGUAAUGAGAGAGGUCAGCGACUUGAUGGAGAGGGUAACAUCAUCAGGACGCUGGGUGACUACAACAGGCCUGAGCAAUUCUAUGCAAAUCGGUCCGCGAUUCGCGCUCCUGCGUUUCAGAGGAACGAUUUUGAGCUCAAGCCUGUGUAUUACACUCUUGUGGGUCAGCAUCCUUUCCAUGGUCUUUCUCAUGAGCACCCGAUGGAUCAUAUCGAGAGGUUUGAGGACUUGUUGGAGCCAGGAUCACUGACUACCUGGGAAGAGACCAGGAACGCCUUCCUGCACAACUUCUAUGACGAUGCCAGGUCUGAAGAGUUGAGACUCAAAAUUUCAACGUUUUCUCAGGGACCAGCUGAAGCAUUCAAGGCUGCUUGGGUGAGAUUCAAGUCAUAUCAGAGAGACUGUCCACAUCAUGGUUUCAGUGAUGUUCAGCUGCUAGGUACUUUCUUCAGAGGUGUUGAUUGGAGAUAUCAGAUGGCUCUUGAUGCUGCAAGCAAUGGAAAUUUCAACACCAGAUAUCCUGAAGAUGCUGUUGUGCUUAUUGAGAACUUGGCAUCUAGCAAUAGUACCAAGAAUGCAGACUAUCAGCGAAAGAAGCAGGGUGGAAACAUGGAUGGAUCGCAGAUUGCUGAGGUGAAGGCUAAGCUUGACUCUGUGCAUAGUCUUCUUGUGGGUAAGAAAUCUGGUCAGAGAUUUGGUUCUGGGCAAGGGAACACAAAUUACAAUGGAAAUAAUCAGAGGAGUACCUUCACAGGUAAUCAAAACUCUUCUGGUUACAGCUCCAAACCUCAGUACCAGAUAUCCUACUCCAACAACAGGUUUUCAAGGAACUAUGGUUCUCCUCCUACUCAAACUCCAGAUAAUGAGGUGAAGUCUAUGCUGGAACAGAUCUUGGAAGGUCAGCAGAAGAUGACUGUGGAUUUCAAUGGGAAGAUUGAUGCUCUGUAUCUGGAUCUGAAUGGAAAAAUUGAAGUUCUGAACACUCAUGUCAAGAAGCUUGAUACUCAGGUUGCUCAGACUGCAGAGUCUGUAAAAAGGCAAGAAGGAUUCCUUCCUGGGAAGACUGAUACCAAUCCUAGGCAUUACUGCAGUGCCAUCUCGUUAAGAAGUGGUAAAAAGUUGACUCCUGUGCUGAAAAAGGGUGUUUCUGAGGAUGAAAUCGUGGAGUUGGACGAAUCUGAAGAAAAUUUCGAAGUUGCAGAGCCGGUGUCGAACGACACCACAACCAGUGUCGCGCGUCACCAAUUGCAGAGCAAAGCUGAUAUUGCUCAAAGUCCGAAAUCUGCUGAAGAAAGAGUCUACAAACCUAAGGUUCCUUACCCAAGGAGUCCUAGGAAGUCCAAGCAGGAGAUAGAUGAUGCCAGAUGCAAGGCUUUGAUGGAGAAACUUGUGAUUGAGAUUCCUUUGGUUGAUGCUGUGAAGAUUGCUCCUACUCUCAGACACUAUGUGAAGAAGAUGAUGACUAAUAAUGUGAGUCAUGAGGAAGGAGUGAUGAUGAUCUCUGAACAGGUCAGUGCUGUGAUUCAGAAUAAGAUUCCAGAGAAACUCUCAGAGCCAGGAAGCUUUGUUUUGGACUGCUCUAUCUUCUCUGAGAGAUUCAAGAGAUCGCUGUGUGAUCUUGGUUCGAGUGUCAACCUAAUGCCAUACUCUGUAGCUGUUAGCCUUGGGAUGACUGACUUCAAGCCAACUAAGAUCUCUCUAAUCCUAGCAGAUCGGUCUAAAAGAAUCCCAAAAGGUGUCUUGGAGGAUGUUCCGAUUAAAGUUGGUGAUUGCAUAAUUCCUACAGAUUUCGUGGUUCUAGAAUAUGGAGAAGAACCCAAAGAUCCUCUUAUCCUGGGAAGAUCGUUUUUAGCUACAGCUGGAGCAGUAAUUGAUGUCAUGCACGGUACCCUUGAUCUCCACCUGGGAGAUACCAUCAUGACUUUCAAGAUGGAGAAGCUAAAGGAUCCCACCAUAGAUGGUCAGACAUUCCAAGUCAGUGCAAUACCUGAAGUGAUAGUUGGAGAUCAGAACGUGUUUGAUGCUGAGAAGGUGAGAGAUCAACCUGAGUUCACAAAAACGUCUACAGAUGCAGUGACUGUUGUUGAUCAGGAAGCUCCAAACAUCUCACUCAAUUCAUCUCCAGCAAAGCAAAGAGCUCUUGGUUCUUCAAUUGAUGAUAUUGCAGGGAAUAGGUCAAGGCCAUCCAAACACAGAUCUCACCCUGGUGCUAUUCCUACAUUCCUUGGACGACCUCAUGCGCACAACGCUUACACACCACCAUGGAUGAGACGAAUUUCACAGAGGCACUCUUUGCCACUGUCUGAUCCACCAGAUGCAUAG